GUCUUACAAGAUGUCUCUCCUCGCAAUUGCAACAAUACUUCUUUCAAUACUGGUUCCUUCAUUCAGCCAACAUGAAGCCGAAUGCGGUAAGCGACCAUUCUCAGCGCGAGUUGUUAAUGGUGAGAAUGCAGAGCCUCAUUCAUGGCCAUGGCAGUUUUCUCUACGUGUUAACGGCCACCACAUCUGCGGUGGAUCUCUGAUCAAACCUAACUGGAUCGUAACCGCGGCUCAUUGUGUACGAAAUUUUCCAUAUCCACAAGGAUACACUGUUGUAGUAGGGGCGCAUAGACGAAAAGGCACAACUUCUGUUCAAGAGGAGUUCGAAGUGCAAACUCUUUACAAGCACGAUGGUUUUACCAUGAACAACCUGAAACACGACAUUGCCGUUCUAGAGCUAAAGGGCUCGGUGAAGAUAAGUGAUAAAGUGUCACCCGUUUGUCUUCCUACUGAAGAACCGGCACCUGGAACUGAAUGUUAUAUUUCAGGAUGGGGACGUCUCCGAGGCGGCGGGUCCGCCCCUGAUAUCCUUCAGCAGGCGAUGAUACCAAUAGUUUCCCACGAAGAAUGCAAGAAGAAGUACGACCGAUACGACAGGAAAGCUCAUUUGUGUGCUGGACAAGGACAUGCAAGUGGCUCAGGUGGAUGCCAAGGGGACAGUGGUGGUCCUCUUGUUUGCGAGAAGGACGGCACUUGGUACCUGCAUGGUGCUGUGAGUUUCGGGAAGCGAGGCUGUCCAACUAAGUACAACACAGUGUUUGCAAGAAUCACGACCUACCUACCUUGGAUAAUGGACAAGCUUGUUAACAGGCCACCAGCCCCAACAUUGCCCCCCAAAACGCCUCCACCAGGUUGCAAGGAUAAGCGGGAAGACUGUGCUUCCAACAAGAUGUGGUGUCGCUUCAUGCCUGACAUAAAAAGGAAUUGCCCUUUCACAUGUGACAAUUGUUGAGUCCAUAAAGCCAUGGAGAUCUCAUUCCAAACUCAUUUGUCUCAACACAUUUGACAAAAUCGAUGGAAGCAAUAAAAUUAUGUUAAA
Molecule: messenger RNA, 1036 nt
Organism: Stylophora pistillata
Lineage: Eukaryota; Metazoa; Cnidaria; Anthozoa; Scleractinia; Pocilloporidae
Product: chymotrypsinogen A
Biological process (GO): proteolysis
Molecular function (GO): serine-type endopeptidase activity
Source: RefSeq, a predicted model, not a curated record